Oncorhynchus nerka (sockeye salmon) is the source of this 4459-nucleotide messenger RNA. Its product is annotated as sodium-dependent noradrenaline transporter-like. Gene Ontology annotation, molecular function: dopamine:sodium symporter activity; norepinephrine:sodium symporter activity. The transcript has 15 exons. Gene Ontology annotation, biological process: dopamine uptake involved in synaptic transmission; sodium ion transmembrane transport. Bases 232 to 2112 code for a protein of 626 amino acids. NCBI's taxonomy places the organism in Eukaryota, Metazoa, Chordata, Actinopteri, Salmoniformes, Salmonidae. Gene Ontology annotation, cellular component: plasma membrane; presynaptic membrane; neuronal cell body membrane. The record is from RefSeq and is a predicted model, not a curated record.
CUCUCAUGAGAAGGCGAGUCUUAAAGUUCCAUCAGAAUGGGCAGUCUAUCCUCAGACGCAGCAGGACGACAGCAGCAACGGGUCAUGGAGAGGUGUCCGUAGCUUCACAACGGGACUCCCAUCGUCAUCACGGUCCAUCGCAGCGCGAGCAUCACCUCCGCCACGGAUACUUCCUCCGUGAGGUGAGAGCACAAGGCCGUCGGCGAGCUGCACACCGACACCGGAGAAAAUAUGAACAUCCAGGUCCUGCCAGACCACAAGCUGUCAUCAGUGGCCCCGCUGAAACCCUGCAAUGUGGAGAAGAAGGAGGUGGAACUGAUAUUGGUGAAGGACCAAAAUGGGGUCCAGUAUACCAGUUCGACCAUCAUGCCCACCCCCAGCACGCACGGCACCCCCUGCACCGCUGAGGAGCUGGAGGAGAGGGAAACAUGGGGAAAGAAAAUAGACUUUCUCCUAUCCGUCAUAGGCUUCGCAGUGGACUUGGCCAAUGUCUGGAGAUUCCCUUACCUCUGCUACAAGAAUGGAGGUGGUGCCUUUCUAAUCCCCUACAUUCUGUUCCUGGUGAUUGCUGGGAUGCCUCUGUUCUAUAUGGAACUAGCCCUGGGACAGUACAAUAGGGAAGGAGCUGCUACAGUCUGGAAGAUCUGCCCUGUCUUUAAAGGUGUGGGCUACACUGUGAUCAUCAUAGCGUUGUAUGUGGGUUUCUACUACAACGUCAUCAUAGCCUGGUCCCUGUACUACCUGUUCUCCUCUAUGACCAGUGAGCUGCCCUGGCUCCAUUGUGGCAACGCCUGGAACAGUCCGAACUGCACAGACCCCAAGCUACUAAACGGAUCCUUCCUGGGCAAUGGGACGUCUUAUGCCAAGUACAAGAUGACGCCGGCUGCAGAGUUCUAUGAGCGUGGCGUACUCCACCUCCAUGAGAGCAGGGGGAUCCAGGACCUGGGCAUGCCUCGCUGGGAGCUGGUCCUCUGUCUGGUGGCUGUGGUCUUUCUUCUCUACUUCAGUCUCUGGAAGGGCGUCAAGUCCUCCGGCAAGGUGGUGUACAUCACGGCCACCAUGCCCUAUGUGGUGCUGUUCGUCCUGCUGAUCAGAGGCAUCACUCUGCCAGGGGCUAUGGACGGCAUACGGGCCUACCUCCACAUCGACUUUAAACAACUCAACGACCCCAAGGUGUGGAUUGAUGCUGCUACCCAGAUCUUCUACUCAUUGGGAGCUGGCUUUGGAGUGCUCAUUGCAUUUGCCAGCUACAAUAAAUUUGACAACAACUGUUACAGGGAUGCUAUCCUGACCAGUACAGUGAACUGUGUCACCAGCUUCUUUUCAGGUUUCGCCAUCUUCUCUGUGCUCGGCUAUAUGGCCUACAAACACGGAGUAAGGAUAGAGGACGUGGCCACCGAAGGUGCAGGACUGGUGUUCAUCAUCUAUCCUGAGGCCAUCUCCACCCUGCCUGGAUCUACCUUCUGGGCCAUAGUAUUCUUCAUCAUGCUGCUGACUCUGGGCAUCGACAGCUCUAUGGGCGGUAUGGAGGCAGUCAUCACAGGACUGUCAGACGACUUCAAGAUCCUGAAGAGGAACAGGAAGCUGUUCACCUUCGCCACGGCAUUCGGAACCUUCCUUGUCGCGCUCUUCUGCAUCACUAAUGGAGGUAUAUAUGUGCUGACUUUGUUGGAUAACUACGCGGCGGGGACCUCCAUCUUGUUUGGGGUGCUGAUUGAGGCCAUUGGGGUGUCCUGGUUCUAUGGCGUAGACCGCUUCAGUGAGGAUAUCGAGCGCAUGAUGGGCUUCAAGCCAGGUCUCUACUGGAGGCUGUGCUGGAAGUUUGUCAGCCCCACCUUCCUACUGGUCGUGGUGAUAGCCAGCAUCGUGACGUCCACGGGCCUGAGUUAUGAUGACUAUGUCUUUCCUUCAUGGUCCAAUGUGAUUGGCUGGGGGGUAGCUCUGUCCUCCAUGAUGUUUGUGCCCAUCUACGCCAUCUACAAGUUCCUCAGUAUGCCAGGGACAUUCAAACAGAGGAUCGCCUACUGCAUCACACCAGAACACGAACAUCAUCUGGUGGCGGAGGGAGCUACCAUCAGACAGUUCACGCUCAAGCACUGGUUGGCUAUCUGACAACCUGAUGUCACCCAACCUUCCCCACUACUCACAAUUCCGGGGUGUUGGAGUCAUUGUGUUUCGACGGCAGAUGUUCCUGCUGCUGAGCCUCCUGCUACUGGAGGAUGGACAGGGAAAACGCCAUGCUCCUUUCUGCCUCUCUGUGUUCUGUUGGUUCUGACCCAACCUGCGACCUGCCAUCCCCUCUUUUCCACUCGGCCCCUCAUCUCCCUCUCUCUCUCUGUCGAGUGACUACAGAUUCUCUCAUCAACCUCUGCCUACAGAGUCAACUCAGUAUCCUCCAUGUUUUUGCUUGAAGUAUCUUUUUAUUGAAAACUUUUUACCAUGUGACAUCGUCAUCGUCGUCAUUUUUUAAACGUAUAUACAACUCAUAAGAUGGAGACCUUCCAUGCAGAGCAUGUACAGUUGUUUUCUGUGUUCAUGGACACAGUUAUUGUUUUUCAUAUCAUUUGUUUUUUUUUACGAUGACUGUUCUGUGUUCAUUAGUUAUACAUGGGUUAGACACUUAAACCAAGUCAAAAAGUACCAAAUGACCACUUCUGUCAUCAUGUAUGCUCUAGGCAGGGGGAGACAAACAUGACUCACAUUGCUUUUUAUCUUCUUGAUUCUUUUCAAAGAGGCCCCUCAAGCUUUUAGGUGAAUGAGAAAGAGAAGACAUCUAGUUUCAUUGCCCUCUUUGUAUGUCUGACUGAGUAGGUCCCCAGUCACUACUCUAGAUAACAGCAGCUCAACUGUGUCAGUGCCUUAUCAAGCUAGACACUUCCCAACCUGUCAAUGUUUUCAUUGGUCCAUACAGAAAGGUAAAUGUUUUCAUUGGUCCAUACAGAAAGGUUUUGCCCGACGACUCAGGAAUCCUCCUGCAGAUCAGAGCUCGUGGAUGAUAGAUACACUUCAUGGUUACCAACAUACGUUAUUAAUUCAGUUUGAAUGACAAUGUCCUUUAGAUAUUCAUCUUACAGCAGUAGAGGUUUUUCCCAGUUGCCUUCUCCAUCUUUUGAAACCUACCUGAAACAGAUCUGAAGCUUUUGUCACCUGUCUCACAGAAAAGGGAACAAUUUAUGUUGAGACUCAGAAGUGUUUUGUCUUGCAAGUGGUCGUCCUUAUGCUUUACACGUGGCCUUUACACAGAGUAGAGGUCUACAUUGUCCUGCUAUGGUUACUAAUGGUACUGUGUGUACCAACUUUAAUGUGUUGCAUAGUACUAGCAUCCUCUUCAGAGAGGCUUGUGCCCUUGAUCCAAUGAUUUGCCUUCGCCGUGCUGGUGGAUAAACAGUAGUAUUAAACAGUGGGGAAGACGUAAAGGGAGGCUUUGAUUAAAUGAAGUUGAAUCCAGCACUUGAAAGAAGUCUUUAACAGAAGUACUUGUUUCAGUCUUCUAUGGAGAGGUAAGCACUCUUAGUGUUUUAGGGAACGUUUUCAGGCAUGCAAGAAAUGCCCUGUUUCAUCAAAAGCUUAACUGACUUACAGCACUAACACAGGUAGACUCAACAAAACAAGUGAUUUCUUUACUUUUUAUACAAUGUUCUCUUUGUUAUGUUGCAUCUUUCCAAUGCAUUGUUUUGUGGUCCAUAUGGGUGAGGGAAAUCAGGAGCGUCUCCUUCAAAGAGUGUGUGUGUGUGUGUGUGUGUGUGUGUGUGUGUGUGUGUGUGUGUGUGCCCGCGCAUGUGGAAGGAUAGCUAGUGUAUUUUAAGCUUGAAAUGCCUCAUUCAUUGUUACGUUAAAUAGUUUAUGGUGUCUUUAUAUGUUACUUUGUCAUCUGUUGAAGCCUAUUUUUUGUCAAACUCGACUUAAAGAAAAUUCACCACCAAGGAAGUGCCAAACUGUUCACCCCUUUAUUUUAGAGAUGUCUGCUGUUUUUGUCUUUCGUUUUGUUUCUCUUCUCUGUUUCUUUAUUUAUUCAAAUGGAGUUGAAAUGUAACUGAAUUUUUCUUAUUGUGAAAUAACAUUAAUGGCAGGAAGCAAGCCACACACAACAAUUAUUAUUGUAUGUGGAGUAUAAGACAUGGAAAAAUAUAUAAAUAUAUUCUUUUGUUAUAUAUCUAAUCUUGUAUUUAUCAAAUUGUUUAUAAACGAAACGUGAAUGUAAAGUAUUUUAAACGUAACUGUCCACUGUUACUGUUAUAUCAUUGUGUUUGAUGUAGGUAAGAUGAAUCUAUUUACAGAUGUGUUCUCCAGUGUAACCGGGGUAACUUUGCAACGUGAAUGUAGAACCCUGGCAUUACCUGAGCUACGUUUACAGAACACUGUGUACAAUACAAAAGUCCUGUUGAACGUGAGUGACAACUAUCUAUGAAGAAGUCAAAAUAUGCACACUAUUAUAAUAAAGAGUUAUUCUACACACACA